CAAAGUAGGUGAAUCACAGUUCUGACUAUUUAUUCGGCAUUUUUACAGAAUUCAGAAGCACCGAGUGAUCUAUUAGGCUCUUUGGUGAUUACAUAGCCUUAUCGAGCAGCAUAAUCGCGAUCCCACCGCGGGGAUCUUAUUCGGUGUCUUUCGACGCGUCGGACUUUCGCGUCCUUCCGAGUAAAUCACUUCUCGGUCUCGACAAAAGCUUUCUGGCAGAGGAACGAUAAGGUCUACGUUAUUCUUUCUUGGAAAUUCUUCUCAAAAUGGUACAGGCAGAAUCCUCAGCCAGUGCAGCUCGCAAUGGUCUCCAGCCUAACACGGCUGGAGCUCCGCAAGACUAUGAGCUCCCUUGGGUCGAAAAAUACCGUCCGAUCUUCCUCGAUGAUAUUGUUGGCAACACGGAGACCAUUGAGCGGUUGAAGAUUAUCGCUAAAGAUGGAAAUAUGCCGCACGUUAUUAUCUCAGGCAUGCCUGGUAUCGGAAAGACGACGUCGGUUCUGUGUCUGGCUAGACAACUACUGGGCGAUUCGUAUAAGGAGGCUGUAUUGGAGCUGAAUGCUAGUGACGAGAGAGGUAUCGAUGUCGUGCGAAAUCGAAUCAAAGGAUUUGCACAAAAGAAAGUCACGCUCUCUCCUGGUCGUCAUAAGCUUGUUAUUCUUGAUGAAGCAGACAGUAUGACCUCGGGUGCGCAGCAAGCGUUACGGCGAACUAUGGAAAUUUACUCUACUACAACUCGAUUUGCCUUUGCCUGUAACCAGUCGAAUAAGAUCAUCGAACCCCUCCAGUCUCGAUGCGCAAUCCUCCGCUAUUCUCGGUUGACCGACGCCCAAGUGGUGAAACGGUUGAAACAGGUGUGUGAGGCCGAGAAGGUCGAACACUCAGAAGAUGGACUGGCUGCGUUGGUAUUUAGUGCUGAAGGUGACAUGCGUCAAGCGAUCAACAACCUACAAAGUACCUGGUCUGGGUUUGGUUUCGUGAGCGGUGACAACGUCUUCCGGGUGGUUGAUAGCCCGCAUCCAAUCAAAGUCCAGGCUAUGAUUAAGGCCUGCUGGGAAGGCAAGGUAGAUGUGGCCUUGGAGACGUUGAAUGAGUUGUGGACUCUCGGGUAUUCGUCCCACGACAUUAUCAGUACUAUGUUUCGAGUUACAAAAACUAUCCCGACGCUCUCUGAGCAUUCGAAGUUAGAGUUCAUCAAGGAGAUUGGAUUCACGCACAUGCGCAUCUUAGACGGCGUGCAAUCACUUCUGCAGUUAAGUGGUUGUGUCGCCAAACUCUGCAAGAUCAACAUGAAGCCGGAGUUAUUCAAGCCUUCUCAGGCUUGAGUCGCAUCACUUAAUAGAGUAUUUGCAUGGUGUUAGGGCGUCUUGCGAGUGGGUUUAUCUACAUUAAUUGAUGGCAUCUUGUAUGUUAAAAGAUCAUAAUUACAGAGAUGCAAUUUGUAUGUUUGCUUUGUAUUUCUCUUCGCGU
Molecule: messenger RNA, 1470 nt
Organism: Aspergillus ruber CBS 135680
Lineage: Eukaryota; Fungi; Ascomycota; Eurotiomycetes; Eurotiales; Aspergillaceae
Product: replication factor C subunit 4
Exons: 5
Coding region: 267-1325 (352 amino acids)
Biological process (GO): DNA repair; DNA-templated DNA replication
Cellular component (GO): DNA replication factor C complex; nucleus; Elg1 RFC-like complex
Molecular function (GO): ATP hydrolysis activity; DNA clamp loader activity; ATP binding
Source: RefSeq, a predicted model, not a curated record